AUGCCGCUUCGCAUUAUACCAGCCGACGCCUCGGGCCUGCCGCCGCGACAGAUCGACCUCUUCACCGGCCCCAACAUCCACCAUGACGCCUACCCAGAAAUUCACCCGCGCCACUCCCCCCACGCAGGGAAAUCAGUCCUCAUUACCGGCGCAAGUCAAGGCCUCGGCCGCGCCAUUGCCAUCGGCUAUGCCCGCGCUGGCGCCACGCGCAUCGCCCUCGCUGCUCGCACAGACCUGACCACGACAACCGACCUCCUGCUCGCCGCCGCCGAGGAGGAGUCACAGCCGGCCCCCGAAGUCCUCGCCCUCGAGAUGGAUGUCACCGAUGCCGCCAGCGUGCGCGCUGCCGCCGCUCGUCUCGACGAAGCAUGGGCUGGCCGCCUCGACAUACUCGUCUGCAACGCCGGCUACAUGGCCUCCUUUGCGCAACUGCUCGAAGCCGACGAGGAGGACCUCAUUCGCACCUUUGACGUCAACUACUGGGGCACGUAUCGCUGCUGCCGUGCCUUUGUGCCCAUCAUGAUCAGCGGUGGCGGCGACAGGACCGUCGUGACGCUGACGUCUAUCGCGGCCCAUUUCAUCGGCGGCGGCAGCGGGGCGUAUUCACUGAGUAAAUUUGCGCUCGUGCGGUUGACCGAAUUUUUGCAAGACGAAUAUGCAUCGCAGGGCGUGCUGGCGUAUUCGGUCCACCCAGGGGCCGUGUCGACGGGCUUGUCAGACAAGCUGCCAGAGAAGUACAAGUUCCGGCUCACAGAAACACCAGAGCUCAUCGGCCACUCACUGCCCUUCCUGACGAGCCAGAAGCGUGACUGGCUCGGCGGCCGCUGGGUCAGCUCCAUGUGGGACCUGCCAAAGCUGCUAACCAUGGAGAAGGAAGUCGUCGCCAAGGAUUUGCUCAAAUUCAAGUGUACUGGUUUGAAUUAA
Messenger RNA from Verticillium dahliae VdLs.17, 924 nucleotides. RefSeq lists its product as uncharacterized. The record is from RefSeq and is a predicted model, not a curated record. The coding region runs from base 1 to 924 and encodes 307 amino acids. Lineage: Eukaryota; Fungi; Ascomycota; Sordariomycetes; Glomerellales; Plectosphaerellaceae. The transcript is spliced from 4 exons.